AUGGCGACACUUUCCCAAAGCCAGGUCAAUCUGGAAAAUGACCCUUGUCAACAGGGCGGGAAUGAUCAGAGCAAUUCAUUACAGCAAAGUGAUGCUCCCAAUUUGCAUAUAGCAAUUCCAAAAUCGACGGAUGGUGACGGAUUAAUGGAUAGCCUUGGAUCGGAUUCAGACCUCGCGUCACUGGAAGAAAUCCCAGACUCGACAGAUCGUAAUGUAUUAAUGGAUAUCCUCGGGUCGGAUCCGGAGUUCGCGUCACUGGAAGAAAUUCCAAACUCGAUGGAUGAUGAUGAAUUAAUGGAUAUCCUUGGGUUUGAUCCGGACCUCGCGUCAUUGCCAGAAAUCCCAAGCUCGACGGAUGCGGAUGGAUUAAUGGAUAUCCUCGGGUCGGAUUCUGACAUUGAGUCACUGGAAGCGGAAGUCAGAGCUUUUGACGCCGUUGUUAAAGAUUUUCUUCAGACACGGCAUGGGUCAUAA
Molecule: messenger RNA, 474 nt
Organism: Clonostachys solani
Lineage: Eukaryota; Fungi; Ascomycota; Sordariomycetes; Hypocreales; Bionectriaceae
Source: the annotation of a GenBank genome assembly